This is a messenger RNA of Alternaria arborescens, 822 nucleotides long. RefSeq lists its product as hypothetical. Bases 1 to 822 code for a protein of 273 amino acids. The transcript has a single exon. The record is from RefSeq and is a predicted model, not a curated record. Lineage: Eukaryota; Fungi; Ascomycota; Dothideomycetes; Pleosporales; Pleosporaceae.
AUGAAGAUUGCAUACGUUGAAGACCUGGAGAACGUUGUUUCUAUGGCGAUCUUGACGGCUACGCUCUUACAACCCGGCCUUGCAUCGGCGGCUUCUGCAGUGCUGGCGAUAAUUGCUGCAAGAUAUGCGGGACCACAAGGUCUACCCAUAGUUCAGCCCGCCGAUGUUCCAACAGAAACAUGGGCAGCUUGGGUUACCGCCAAGGCGCACACUCUUGGGCCUAAGGCGUUGAAGGAAAUCCUGACGUGUAUCGGGACCAACGUGGUGGUUCCGAAAAUUGCGCGUACGGUCACGGAGACCUGCGAAAUGUACAACUCCAAGGAGACAAAGCAGAUGUGCAUCAUUGUUGUCAUCAAUGAAACGGAUUACGAAAUCUCGAGGACGGACGGUUGGGACAUGUUGCAGUAUGGGCCAGCGGCCACGUUCAGCAAACUGCCACCGAGGCAAAUCACAGACAGCGAUCUGGUCUCCUGGGGUGUCUGGGCAACUGGCAGCGGUAAUACAUCGGGAGCUGCAUCUGCAAUCAAACUGCAAACCACAGCCUGUCCUCCAGGCGGGAAAGAUUUCCACUUCAUCGUUUCAGCAUCAUGUCCAGCGUGGACUCCGACGAAUACAAUGGCACUUACCAUGUGGGGCUCUAACUGCGAGAAGGAGUGCCGGGAUAACGAGAGUGUGAGUUCUCACGUUACUCCCAAACGUCGGGAGACUGUAAAUGAAGCACAUGUGGAAGUUAGUGCAGAGAUUGAGAGUACAAGCGGUAAACGAGCGUUUGUCGUUGUCCGGAUCACUUCCACUGCUCUAGUUUCACGUCCGAAGCUCUAA